Dendronephthya gigantea is the source of this 6900-nucleotide messenger RNA. RefSeq lists its product as uncharacterized. The transcript has 15 exons. Gene Ontology annotation, cellular component: catenin complex; plasma membrane; adherens junction. Gene Ontology annotation, biological process: homophilic cell-cell adhesion; multicellular organism development; cell-cell junction assembly. The record is from RefSeq and is a predicted model, not a curated record. Gene Ontology annotation, molecular function: cadherin binding; calcium ion binding. Bases 40 to 6408 code for a protein of 2122 amino acids. Lineage: Eukaryota; Metazoa; Cnidaria; Anthozoa; Malacalcyonacea; Nephtheidae.
AAUCGACGAUUGAGCGUUAUCACAAAAGACGAAGCAGCAAUGAAUCGCUUUAUAUCGUGGCUGUUUUUCAUCGCAACUUUGGCAUCAGGUCUUAAAGCUCAAGAGGAGUUAGGGAACAGCCUAUCCGCGGUGAUAGAAGAAGAUCAGAUCAUCUCAUAUGAUUCAGUGGUAAAAAACUGGGUUCACUCUGGCAGACCUGGUCUUUUCAUGACUGGUUUUGAUAAAAUGGACAACACUUCUUUCCUUAUCAAUGAAGCCGGGGUAUAUUACAUCUCAGCGAAUCUGAUCGUUAAGGCGACUAGGUAUUCUUGGUACAGUAACCGCAUUUCGUUAAAUGGUAAAACAUAUCUGACAAAUAAACAAGGAAAUUCGUUUUAUAACAAUCGGCAAAUAAAAACUUUUCUGGUUAUGAAUUCCGGUGAGAAGAAAAAUCUGAGGAUCUCUGGCUACAUACAGCUUGAGAAAGGCUGGAGAGUUGCUAUUCAAAUAAGUAGUGGCUACUCAAGAAAUACCAAGGUUAUGAUUGGUAGUACACUGUCAAUACUUCAUGUUAGUUCAGCAUCCUUGUUUCCUGGAAUGAUGUUGAAGAAUAAUUAUGAAUAUCUCCACCUGAGGAAUCCCAGUUAUUCCGCUGAUAUUGUUGAUUGGAAUGAAAUUGAUGAAGGAAGUGCAUUUCCUGAGUCAGAAGGUAGCUUCAUGAUACCACGCAGUGGCCUGUACCAUAUCUUGGCCAACAUUAAUUUCGGUCGUUACAGCAGUAUUCAGCUGAAAUUCGCUGUAGUGAUAAACAACAAAACAGAGGCCAUCACUCGAACAGUACAAAUAAAACAAUAUGGUACUCAUACCAUCACCCUAGACGGAGUUUUAAAUCUUAUUGAAAACCAAACAGUCACAUUAGGAGUCACCAGUAGCUGGAGGCAUACCCACGUCUAUAUCAACUCAGCCUCGCGAUUUUUCAUAUUCUCAAAAGGAGCAACAAGUGAAUCAACCCCAGCGCUGUCGACUUCAUAUAAAUCAACAGCCUCGUUACCCGCCGACAAAUACUCAACCUUAAAUAAAUGGAAUAUUCCUCAAACGCACAACCUGAAUCAUUACAUCAGCGGUGUUCAACUGAAAAAUGGGGAAUUUGUUGCUCCAAAACAGGGCGUUUACCAAAUCAUCAUGGCGAUAUACAUCAGUAAUUGUACAUCAGCUAAAGCACAGCUGUCGAUGAAUAGCUCAAGUAGUAAUUAUUUUAGAGCCACGGGCCCAGAAUUAUUUCUAGCAAAGGAGAAUGAUGAUUGUUAUUUACAGAAUUCGUUGCUGCUGAAAAUGGAUAAAUACGAGUCACUACGACUGUCUGUCAAGUCGGACCAAGUUUUUAAAGUCCUUUCUAAAACAACGUAUCAAGUUGUCUUGGAAAAAAAAUACAAUCUUUGGCCCUCUACGACUCUCUCACUCGUCAACACGUUCACUUUUAACACGAAUUCAGCAAUGACCAAGGUUCACGACUGGUCACACAAAAAUGAAGGCGAUUGGAACGACGUGUUCUUUGAUGUGAAAAAAGAAAACAUCAAAAUAAAAAGUUAUGGGUUGUAUCUUGUUUCAUACAACCUGAUUGUCCAACCUGUUUCAGCAGGCGGUCAGUUUAGUUCACAGCUUACUAAAAACGGCACGGUUGCUGAUGGCAGUGAAUGUAAACGAGGAAGUGCUCCAAAAUACUUCACAUGUACCGUAUCAACAAUGUUAGAACUGAAUGAAGGAGACAAGCUUGCUGUUCAGGUCUCGAUGACAGACAAGAGUGGGAAGAAAAAGGUUAACGUCUUAACUUCAAGCAAAAUGACAGUCACCAUGCUUGGCGACACAAGAUCUCAUCCGGCUUUUAAGUUGAACGUGAAACCAGCCACCAACACGUAUGUCACAAAAGCCACGGAUAUAAAACAACUGAAUGAUUUUACGACCUCGAUUAACGGUUUCUUCCAAAGCGCGGCAAUAUACUCGAAUCAUGAGAACACUUUUCACACUGGUACAAACAAUGUUUUCUUUCUACUUGAUAAUUUACAGUUUGACUUGCAAAACGAUGGUUAUUUGUCUGCUGUUGUUGGAUCCGAGAAAACGAAAAUGGUAGCGUACAGCAAGGAUCAUAAAAAGUCCAAAUUUUCUGUCACCGCUUCGGAUAUCAGUGUCGACAGCCAAUUUUAUUUCAAUGUCUCAGCAAAAGCAUCGAAAUCUGAUAUGAAUUGGAAGCCCGAAAGUGGAAGCGUUGUUUCCGGUGUUUUCACAGGCACAAGCACCACUGUGACUUACGUUAGAGCUCAACUUAGACCCAAAGGAAAGUUUCAAUGCAACACACAAUGGAGAGGUAUUGGUCUCCAUGAUUGGAUCAACCCCAAGUUCCUGAACAAUCCUGCAACGAUCACAAAAAGUGGAAUGAAAAUUUCUAAAAGUGGAUUUUAUUUAACAUCCCUGAAUUUUGCCGUUACAUCUAACAAGAGUGAUGCUAUCGUGAAUGUUGGGAUUUUAAGGAAUCAGGAUAUUAUUUUAUCUGCCAAAGAGACAAGUCCUAGCGAUGGUAGGUUCAGUGUAUUUCUUCAGGGUGUGCUUGAUCUAAGAAAUGGCCAAGAUAUUGAAGUCCACGUGAAAUGUGCAGAUUCCAUAGAGCUGACGUAUGCAGAAGAUGGUGGAAUCUUUGCUUACAAAGUCGAUGAGCUUCAGACUGGACCUCAAAUAAGAAGACGAUUUAGUGCAAAUAGCAUGUAUAAUCAGGAAGUAGGAACUUUCUAUCCCUAUAAUUGGUAUAACGAUCCGGACACUUUCGAGGAGUUUACUCAGGGUAUUUCUUAUGACGACUGGAAAAUCAGCGUCUCUCGAAGUGGAGUCUAUCUUGUCUCUGUUGUUGGUUUUGUGAAAGAUAGCACUUGGUCGUGGUGGGAUCGAUACAAAACUGACGAUUUUGAACUCGGUUUUACCAGCCCUGCAAAUAAAUCCAAGAAUGCUUUGUGUUCCCUUGAUUCUUCACCUCUUUACUUCAGAGGAACGAGUGAUGAUCUUGACAAACCACUAGCGUUGACUGGCUUUGUUUUGCUCGACAAACACAACAUUUCAGGUUUUCUGGGACGCUACAAUUCUCUAGGCUUGAACUACAAUUCGCGUCUUUAUAUGUCCAUUCAGUUUAUGGGCGAUAUAGCGAGCUCAAGUGGUUUUGCGGCAACGUUGCCAAAAGAUACGGCUUUGAAUGCAGGAAAAAAGCAGAAACUCAAAGACAAGUCUUGGACCAGCGAAAAAAAGUGCGGCAAAUACACAACAAAAGAUGUACCGGAAAAUUUUGGCAGUUACGGAGUUUUGUACACAGGAUUUUAUAUCGUUGCUGUGAAUCUGGUCAUAGAUCACGAGGACAAUUGUGAUUUCGAGUUUUGCUUUACCGUUGACGGGAAGACACUUAAAGAUGGGGGUGAGGUGAACGGAUUAAACGUAGGAUGUUUUAAACAACGUUUGGUGAAUCAAUCUAAUAUCACCACAGUCAGUGGCGCUGAAAUUCUUCAUCUCGAAGCUGGAAAGAAGUUGUCGAUUGAAGUUAACACGAACCUUGGUGUGACUAUUUUAAAGAGGUCGAGCUUUUCUGCGUUCUAUAUCGGUACUGCCGGGGCUAUAAUAGGCGCGUCUUCAGCCAUCACGGCAAAAGAGGCCCCAAAACGGCAACUACCUGAUCGCAGUUCAAGACAUGGUUUUUACCAUCAUUACUAUGACGAUGACGAUGUGGACAGAUUUGAAGUUCAAGGAUGGAAAACAAAUAUACCAAAUACAAAGAUGUUCUUCAAACGCGGAAUGAAAUAUCCUUUAGAUUCUGUCUUUGUUUCCCCGAAGAAUGGCGUGUACAUGGUUUUAGUGAAACUUCGUGUGGAGGGAGAGGGGAAAUGGAACGAGACUUGUGAAAUAACGCUGAAACUUGCUGUCGAUGGGAAGACCUUAGAUUUUGCUUUUGAGAAAGAUUUUCAUGGAAAAGUUAACACUUUGUCAUUUACAACCACGUUGCGUUUGGAGAAAUGGCAGAGUGUAUCGGUGAGGUUCACUCGAAGUCGGAUUGAAUGCAAGAAUAUGGAGAUCGUAGCUGGAAGUACAUUUGCUGUUGUUUAUCUAGACAGUGGUAAGAAAGCAUUUACACUCUGGCCUAACAUUGGACCUCAUAUUAUCGAGUUUCCAUCAGAGUACGCAAUAUAUGUUCGUGAAGAUAAGGACGAGUCAGCCAUCUUGACCUGCAAAGCAGUUGGAAAAUAUCCUGUCAAGUACGAGUGGAAAGACUAUAACGGCAUUGUUAAAAGCACAACUAGUAAGCUAGACAGCCGGACGCUUGGGAAUUCGACACAAGUACAAUGUGUUGUGACGAUGAGAGAACUCGUAGAGGAAACACAAUUCGUUCACGUGAGGACAAUUGAUCCUACUGUAAUAUUCAAUGAUGACUACUCCAACAGAACGUACUUUUUGCCAGAGAAGAAUGAGACACAUAAUUCUGGAUAUAUAGAAGCUUUAGUGUUUGGAGCAACGAUAAAGAAAUAUGGAUACUAUCGCUGGUAUUGGUACUGGUGGUUUACGCGAAUCUACUGCUUUGUCUCAGACGGUAACUUGAACAAUACCUUUUCUGUAACACACGACUAUGGUUACUAUGGUGCUGGCGACUACUACAAACUUAAAGCAAAUCUCUCAAAACUUGACCGAGAAACAACGCCAAAAUACGAUUUGAAAAUCACUUGUAGAAAUAUUGAAUAUUUGGACGCAAAACCAGCUACCACAACGAUUCAUGUUGAAAUCCUGGACGCCAAUGAUAAUUUACCAGUAUUUGAUAAAGAUAUCUAUAAGAUCAAGGUCCCAAAUACUUUAAAACCUGGCAUAGAUAUAAUUCAAGUAAGAGCAACGGAUGAUGAUGCCGAGGAAAAUGGAAAGAUCACGUACACGUUGGCCUACACGCAACAAAGUUACAUCUUUCAUAUUGUAAAAGACCUGGGGGUGAUAUCGCUGAAAAAAGACGAAAAACUGACCGAAUCAGAGUACAGAUUGAGCGUAAAAGCCACAGACCAGGGCAAGCCACCGAGGUUUACAUUUGUGACAGUCGUUAUAGAAGUUGACUUCACAUCAGGCGGCGGGAAGAAUGACACGAACAAGAAUCCUAUAUUUUUCCGUAAAGCGUACGAGGGUACGGUGAUAAAGGGAUCACCUAGUGGGACUUUUAUCCUAACCGUUCAAGCUUACGAUCCUGACGGCCGCGACCGUAAGAAGAUUCGGUACUUCAUAAAAAGUAGCAGUGACGAUGGUGUGUUUAAGAUAGACACUCAAAAAGGUAGGAUAAGUACAGCUGGUGAACUCACAAAGUUUGAAUACAAGCUGGAGAUCGUAGCAAAGUAUGAAGGUGAUGAUCAACAAAAGGAUGACGAUGACAACACAGCUUCCGUCACCAUUGAGGUCAAGACACGAGAAAAAAACAAACUUUAUUUCAAGGAAACAAAGUAUGAUGUUAGAAUACCUGAAAAUGCUAAAGUUAAUUCAAAGGUUGUAAAAGUUGAAGCAUUCAGUGACCCUAAUGUUUCGUUGGUGUACUCUAUAAUUGGUAAUCUCGUGAAUUUCAAAAUCAACAAAGAUAAUGGACAGAUAACAUUAGCUCGGAAGUUAGACUACGAGACACAAAAAGCGUAUACGUUUGCUGUCAGAGUGGCAUAUGCCAGUAAGAGCGGAGGAUCCACUGAAACAACCGUCAACGUCAAUGUUACAGAUGUUAAUGACCACAGACCAGUUUUCAAACAUUAUGAAAGGAACAUCACAGUUGAUGUGGGCAAGGUCAAGGGGAAACAAGAAAUUGGUUAUUAUUACGCUCACGAUGACGACCAAGGACAAAACGGAAUCGUCAAAUACUAUCUGAAAGAGGAUUACGGAGUUUUUUCAAUUACACCUGAUGGUGGAAUAUUGAAAGUUAUCGGACAUUUAGAUUGUUGUGAUGUGGUUUACCUACUAACUGUUGUAGCAAAGGAUCAAGGGAUACCAGCUCUCACUGCUGAAGUUAAAACUGAAAUCUUUCCAAAACAUGGUCCUGCACUGCACACUACACCUCGUGUCAACACUACGCAUGGUGCCCACAGUGGACACCGCACUGGAGACGCAAGUGAUGCUGGUAAAACACACUUAAUUAUUGGUGUGGUUGCUGGUGGCAUUGCUGUAAUUAUACUGGUUGGUGUUCUGUUUUGGAGAUGGAGACGUAGAAGGAAUACAACAGCAGGAUCGCGAAGUAUGUACAGAUCUCUACCUAAUCAUGAUGAAGAUGAUGAUGAUGACUUACUUGAUGGUGGAUCUGAUCAUGAAACAAAUGAUGAAAAUGGCAGAAGAUUGAGUUUGAUUUCCGCAGCAUCCGAUGAUAAUUUACUCCGUAAUGAAGCUCCAUGCUAAAAGUUCAAUAAUAUUACGCACCAUUAAUAAUUGGUUAAUCCAGUUUCAAACUUGAAGACUUCCGAAAUUUGUAGUUUGUUUUUUAUUUUUGUAAGGUGCAGUGUUUGAGAUCAUAACUCAAUUGAAUAAUUUUGAAAUGAGUUUUUGUAGAAUAAAUAGUUUAGCAUAGGAAUUCCACACUAUGCAUAUCAUUAAUCAUCGAACCUUAUUUAAUUGUAAUUUGUAGUAUUGUUAAUUAAAAAUUAAACAAUAUCUUCAUGCAAAACUAGGUAGAACCUUAAAAACAAGGUAGAAGCGUAUCUAUCAAUUAGGUCCUGGCAUAUAAGAUAUUAAAUUGGGAAACGUAGUCUGCAAACUAAUAAUUUUAUACUAUUAGUCAUGGUGUAAAGUUGAGGGAAUAUGAAGAAAGGUCAUAGAACAAUGUCUCCAUUGAAAUAAAUUGUUUAAAUAGGCAUACUAUAAGCCUAAAUGAAAGUAAAACUUACUUCUUAA